AUGUCAGGGCAGGAAUUUUAGGGAGAGGACACUCGGCAUGGGACAGACACAGUGCUGUUCCUCCAAGUGAGAUGUCUGGCAGGGUAAUGCAGUAACACCUGUUCCUACUCUGGUGUCCCUUGCCUGGAUCCUAGCAGCACAGAGUGAAUUUUAGAGAGAUUAUUUGCUUUUCCACCCUCUUAGAUGCAUACCUAGAUAGAUGCAUAGAUGCUACAUUACUGGGAAGUAGCUAAUUACCUUUCUUUGACAGUGGCAGGGGGGUAGUUUCACAGGGUGAAUCAGCAGGAAAAGAAUUCCAGAGUCCUUCCACUGUGUUUCAGAGCUUUAGGACAUGAUCCUCAGGCAGUCAUGAUUAAUUUAAAUUUGUGAUUGAUGUUUAUUUGUCUUCCUAAUCAGGCCUGAAUGAGGUCUACAACACUUUGAUGUCAUUCUACAUUUUUCACAUCAGCACAGGCAGCAGUAGUAUCUGUAUAAAUAUCUUAGACAUGUACAGGAAAGCCUUUCAUUGUUAAAUAUGUAACAUUUAAGCAGAAAUCCAGAUACAGCCCUCAUGUAACAGUCAUACUAUUAACUGACUGAAUUGUUGGGAUGUACCUAUCCUGUACAUAAUUGUAGGAUUGUCAGGAAGUAAAACUUCAAAGAGAGUGGGGUUUGACAGUGUUGGGUGCUUUGGUACAAGCCUUGCAAGAGCCAUAAGCUUUGUUGUCUAACAGCUGGUGGGCCUGACAGGCAAGUUUCCCCAGAAUUGACUCAGAAGUGAUUCAGAGGUUAAAUGUAACACACUUGUUUAUAGUGUAUAAUAAUGGUCAUAGACUGAACUGAUUAAUGACCUAUCCUAAUCUAAUCUUUCUCCUUGGAAUUAAAAGUAAAUAUGUGGACAUUUAACUAUUUUAAAAUUGCUUUUAUCAUGUGUUUUGUUCUUACACUUGUAGGGGAUUUUUGACAUCUGGUAAGACUAUAAAGCCUGCACUCACUGAGGGAUAAAACACACUCCCCUCAGGUACUGAGCUGUGUUAGGCUGUGCAGAAGCUUUGGUCAGCACUGUGGAAUUCCUGGUAUGAGGAGGCAGAGAGUCAGGGUAGAGAGAAGAUCCUUGCUGAGCUGCUGUAACCAUGAAGACAGUGAUUUUAAUCGUCCUAAUCAUCUUCUCUUCGCUCUCUUCAGGGAAGAAAUUCCGCUGGUGCACCCUGUCUGACCUGGAGCAGAGGAAGUGUGCCGAGCUGGCCAAGGCGCUCACGGCCGUGCUGCCCCUCGCCACUGCCACUUCCUUUGCCAGGAUUUCUUGCAUCAGAGCCCACAAUACCUAUGACUGCAUUGAUAAAAUCAGGGCAAAUAAAGCAGAUGCUGCUUCCUUGGAUGCUGGAGAUGUUUACUCUGCUGUAAAACUUUAUGGUUUGGCAGUGGUGGCAAAGGAGAUCUAUGAUCAAGGAAAUUGUGUGUUUGCUGUGGCCGUUGCCAGACGAGGAACUCUGGAUAUCCAGAGGCUGCGAGGUGUGCGCAGCUGCCACAAUGGAGCCAGGUGGACAUCGGGCUGGAAUGUUCCAUUUGGCUUCCUCCUUGCAAGAAAUGACCUUUCCUGGGAUGAGGCACAACCUCUGAGCCAAGCAAUCAGUGAGUAUUUCAAUGCAAGCUGCAUCCCUGGGGUUGGUGUUGCUGCUCCUCGACUGUGUGCUCUCUGCCAAGGACAAAAAUCCUAUGUCAGAGACAAGAACCACUUCUGUGAGACAAGCAGCAAUGAACCCUUCUAUGACUCUGAAGGAGCCUUCAGGUGCUUGAAGGAGGGAGUGGCAGAUGUUGCCUUUUUAGAUCAUCUAAGAAUUCUGAGUGCCACAGAGUCAGAAGAACAGGAAUAUGAACUCCUGUGUCCUGAUGGGAGCACAGCUGAGCUGAGCGAGUACAGCACCUGUAACCUGGGCAAGGGGCCUGGCCGGGGCAUCGUCACCCGCAACAACUUCCACAAGAUCACCAACAAAUUCCUCAGCAUGAUCCAACGCCUCUUUGGGCAAAAAGGGAAGGAAAGAGCCAGAUUUGAACUCUUCACUUCAGCUCCCUUUGGAGGAAAGAACCUGCUGUUCCGAGAUGCCACUCAGCACCUGCAGCUUCUCGAGGAGCAGCUGGAGAUUGCCUAUGUCCUUGGUCUGGAUUAUGUAGCUCUCCUUAAGGGACUGGGCCACGAAGGGAGCUCUUUGGAGAACAGUGUCGUGCGCUGGUGCUGCAUCAGCGAUGCUGAGCUUCACAAAUGUGAGGAGUGGGCACUGAGCAUCAAAUCCGACCCCUUAGUCUGUGUCCAAGCAACUUCCAUGACCAAAUGCAUUGAAAUGAUCAAGAGCAGUGAGGCGGACGCGGUGACCCUGGACGCCACACACGUCUACAUUGCAGGGAGGUGUGGGCUGGUGCCUGUAGCUGCAGAGUGUUAUGGGGGAGAUUGUGCCCAAGCUGCUGAGAUCAUGGAGAAAACAGGAAAACUAAUUCAUGUUAAGCACAAAGCACUGCCACCUGUUUAUGCUGUUGCCUUAGCUAAGAAAAGUGCCAAACAGAUUAACAUCCAUAACCUCAAAGGAAGGAGGUCCUGCCACAGUCACCUGUACAGUCCUGCAGGAUGGUUACUGCUGUCCAGACACACAGUGGGAGCUCUGGGGAAUGAUACCCAGAACUGUGACAUUGGCUCUGCUUAUCAGAAUUACUUCUGGAAGGGCUGCAUGCCGGGAGCAGAUGGCAACAUGUGCAAGGUGUGCAUUGGGGACAGUGAGGUGGAAGGGGCCCGAGUCUCCAGCAGAUGUGCUGCAGGUCACAAUGAACAUUACUAUGGCAACAUGGGAGCACUCAGGUGCCUAGUUGGCAAUCCCAGUGGAAGAAGCUUUGGAGAUGUAGCUUUCCUGGAACACUCUAACCUGCUCCAGAACAUAGAAGAUCUGGACAGCUCUGGUUGGGUAAAAGGUUACACCGCCCUUGACUUUGAGCUGCUGUGCCCGGACGGGACCCGCGCCGCAGUCACGGAGUGGCCAGGGUGUCACCUGGGCCCCAUCCCCCCCAGCACUGUCAUGACUCGCCCAGUCACUGUCACUAAGAUCUAUGACUUCCUGAUGCAAUCCCAGGAAUCUCUGGGAAGCAAAUUGGAUUCUGAAUUCCAGCUCUUUCAGUCGUGGAAGUUCGGUGGAAGUGAUCUGCUUUUCAAAGAUGCUACUCAGUACCUUGUUCCUGCAAGUCACCUGAGCUAUCAGGAAAUCCUUGGAGAUUCUUUCAUCCAGCUGGCAGAAUCGGUGUUUAAUUGCACACCUGCAGGCAUCCUGGACUUCUGCAAACAGGAUAUCUGUGCAUCCUCAUCCAACUGACAGUGAUACAGAGGCUGUUCAAGGCACAUCACCACAUCACCAUCAUUAUUGAAAACCAGGAAAUGUGCAAGUCCAACCCAUCCAAAGCGAUCAGCAAGGAAACAGGCAUCUCUAGAAAUGUAUGCUGAAUACCUUCUUGUCUUUUUUUUUAAAGCAGGUUUGAAGUUUAUGAUAAUGUAAAACUCCCCCUUUCCUGUUUGGGAACAGCACAGCCAGAGCACAGAAGUAGGAUCAGCAAUUUUCUACAACUACUCUGGAGAAAUCAGCAUUUUUGUGGAAAUAGCAGGGCCAAUACCAUGGACUAAAAUACAGCCUGGCAUCAGUAGCACAGGUUAGUUGGUAGCAGUUUGCCUUGCUUGUCUUAUAAGGAGUUUCCAUGCAAACCCCACCCCCAGUCAACUGAUAUUUUGGUAACUGCAGCAUUGUCCUCCUGUAUCUGUGAUUUUGGUUGCAGCCAGAUAGUCCUUGCAGAAUGCACACAUAUAUGCCAUAGGCUGUAUAUGUAGUUACUAUCAGAGCAGUGGUCUUUUCUGCUUUUAACUGGGAAAAUGUAUUUGCUUUUUUAACCAAGGAUUUUUACUACUAAAUGAAACCAAUUUUUUUCUCACAAAUAAAUGUAUUAAGGCAUUUAAGAGCCAGCAGAACUGGAUGUUUGCAGCCCUAAGGUGAAAAAAAAAAAGCAGUGGAUAUUCAUUCUUCUCAAAACCUCCAACCAUUAUUUUUUAGUACUUUGACACUUUGAAUAUAAGAUUCUAUGAAUGGUCAAAAUAUUACUUAUCAAUGAAACAGCAUGGGUUUUACAAACAGAAAGUGGCUGUUAGUGGAUGAAGAUUGAGAGUGGAUGGCUCUUCAUGGGCAGGCUCAUUUCAGUUUGUAAGUGUUACCACCCUCUGCUCUCAGACAAGGUUAAGUUUUUAAUUAACAAAAUAAUUUAAAAUCCUUCACUCAAAACUUUCCAGACCUUGCUACGUAUGUUGCAGUUGUAUAAACCUCAGCUAUUA
Pipra filicauda (Wire-tailed manakin) is the source of this 4333-nucleotide messenger RNA. Its product is annotated as melanotransferrin-like. The transcript is spliced from 18 exons. Gene Ontology annotation, cellular component: early endosome; plasma membrane; recycling endosome. Gene Ontology annotation, biological process: iron ion transport. The record is from RefSeq and is a predicted model, not a curated record. Lineage: Eukaryota; Metazoa; Chordata; Aves; Passeriformes; Pipridae. The coding region runs from base 1113 to 3332 and encodes 739 amino acids.